AGUGCCUUUUCAAACUCUAUUAAUCCCAAAAAUACAAAAGAAAUAGUCAAGACUACAUAAGGAAUACUUUUAAAUAAUGCUACAAAAUUUAGUUUAGUAAUAAUGCUGUUGCCCUUAAAGAACUAUCAGUCCGCUGAAGACGACGCGAACCCGAAUGUGACCCUCCUUAAACGCCAGAUUGCUGAGAAUGGAACUAAAACACAGGCGCUGUUGCUUCAGGCGUUCCGCUUCGAGCUGCUUAAUGACGCCAAUGCGUACCCGGUCCUCCAGGAUCAGCUCCAGCGAAAGCCAGUCGGCAGAAGUCACUAAACCUGGUAUAGAAUCCAUAACACCCCCUACAACAUCCAAUACCUUGGAGAAACCGAAAAAGUCCAAGGGACUAUUUUCAUUUUUGUUUGGGAAACGAGUCCAUAAGUCCAAGAAGGAGGACCUUUUAACGAGCAACAACUCUUCUUUCGAGGAACAAGAUGUUAGGAAGCUAAUACGUCUCUACUGCAAACAUGACAACCUGUACAACCCAAAAAACCUCUACUUUGGUAACAAAGAGAUCGAUGAGGAUUGCUAUAAUGAUAUGAUGCGCUCUUUUCCGGGAAAAAGCAGUUCGCAACUGAGAUCCUGUAUCGAAGAGUUAAGGAUUCUGUUCGAGCGGGAAUAUACCAUUAUUGAAAGAGCACGGAGGAUAUACGGUGAAAUAUUGACGCCCUCCAUUCGCUACUACAACGAGUUUCUUUUCCUGGUGCCCCAUAUCCGCAACGAUUUCGAUAAGGAUCAUCCAAUUAGUGGAACCAGUUUGCUGUCCGCCAGAAUACUUCCAUCCACGGAUCUUAAAAACGAGAUGGUCACCACGGAGAUGUUGUGCCAAAAACUUACUAAUUUCCCUGGUUUUCCUUUAGCUGCGUUUCCCGGAAACGUUUUGCUGAAGAGGCUUAAAAAAACUAACAGGCAAGGGGAAUCCCGGGAGGCUCAGGAGGUGGAUCAGAAGGAAGUCCAGAUCACCGAGCAGGAGAGUCUAGAGAAAGGAAAACCCAGUGAGCAUAAGGACGAGGUGAAGGAAAAUAUCAGUGAGCAAAAAGAUGAGGUGAUGGAAAAAACCAGUGAACAGGAAAGUCAAGGGAAGGAUGAGGAGGAUCAGCAGCAGAAGGUCACAUUUUCCCCUUCGUCGGAGCGGAAAUCCAUCGAUUACAGUGAAGAAGGAUCCAACCAAAAUAAAACCACCUCCAAUAUGUCCACCCAAUCAUCGUACUACGUCAAUGAGCAGAAUCUGAAAACCACCGACUUGACCUGCUCCUGUCGAUCGGAAACAUUAUUGGAUUCCUCUGAAAAACCAAUGGCCUGCCCCUGGCGACCGGAAAACACGCCGUGUGUGCCCAAAUGUCGUGGAACAGUUUCAAGUUCGAUCCACAAAUAUAUUGCAUGUCCCUGGCAACCGCAAAAUGCACCUUCCGUGUCCGAAACUAAAGUAGAUCCCACGGAAUCCGGUCCAAAAUCGGAUGCCUUGGACGAAACUAAGCCCUCUGCUCAGUCUGGAAAUAGCCAGCAAGUGCAGAUGCUUUGCGAUAUGAUACGAACCGAACUGAGCACUGCUCCUGAUUUUAUAUACUUCGAUGCCAAGUGGCGGAUCAUAGAGAUCUUGAGGGAGGUGCACAAGCGGCAGUUGGUUCAUCAGAAAGCCAUGCCGCAGCAUAAUCCACACCGACCGAUACCGCCACAAAAGCGAGUCUCUGGAGAACCUAAUGUCAUGCCCAAAAAUCAGAAAUACAAAUCGGAUAGAAACCCCCAGGAAAAAGGAACACCGAGGAUAUGCGAUCAUCUGAACACCAUGGAAAUGGACGAACUGAUCAGCAGUUCCAAGCUGCUUAAACAUUGGCCAAGUUUUCUCCUCUGUUUGGGGUUGGCUUGGAUGCUUAAAAAAGCGUUUUAUAAGAGGAAUCGAAGACCCCAAAGAUAUACUUUGAAGGAGCCAGUCGAGGAGGUUGAAGAUUGGGACGAUCAUGAUGAUGAACUGCAGCCGGCCCUGGAGGAGAAGCCCCAUGUGGCCUUUGUCCCCGGGGAGAAUCUCAAUCCAAACGGAGCAGAUCGCUUCUAUAAGCUGAUUCAAGGACGACGCAGCAUUCGCUCAUUUAAAAGUCAUCCGAAACCAGAUCUCAGCGUUAUAGAGGACUGCAUCCGGGCAGCAGGAACAGCUCCCAGUGGAGCACAUACGGAACCUUGGACCUACUGCGUUGUGGAGAAGGCGGAAAUCAAGCAAUACAUUCGGGAAAUUGUGGAGCAGGAGGAGUUCAUCAACUACAGCCAGCGGAUGCAUUUGCAGUGGGUCACCGACCUUCGACCCCUGCAAACCAACCACGUCAAGGAGUACCUCACAGAUGCCCCGUAUCUUAUACUGAUUUUUAAGCAGACCUAUGGAUUAUCGAGGACCGGAAAGCGGAAGAGGCACUACUACAAUGAGAUAUCGACUUCGAUUUCGGCUGGGAUCCUUCUGUGUGCCCUUCAAGCUGCAGGACUCUCGUCUCUGGUCACAACUCCCUUGAACUGCGGUCCUGCUCUGAGAAACCUCCUCAAUCGCCCCGUAAAUGAAAAAUUACUCAUUUUAUUGCCCGUUGGGUAUCCAAAAGACGACUGCACAGUGCCGGAUCUGGAGAGGAAGAACUUGUCGGACUUUAUGAUUACAUUUUAAGGUUCAUUUACGUCUCAGCAAUUUACAAAAUAGUACAGUAAAGACAAACAGAAUUUCUGGUCAUUUUGAAAAGUU
Molecule: messenger RNA, 2752 nt
Organism: Drosophila subpulchrella
Lineage: Eukaryota; Metazoa; Arthropoda; Insecta; Diptera; Drosophilidae
Exons: 3
Coding region: 188-2677 (829 amino acids)
Molecular function (GO): oxidoreductase activity
Source: RefSeq, a predicted model, not a curated record